AACACGUACAUUUCAAGUUAAACUCCAUGGCGAAGGCUGUGCUCCUCCUCUCCCUCUCCCUGUUGCUGCUGCCCUUUGCCUGUCCAGCCCAGCUGGCCAAGGAGUUCUGCGUGGCCGACCUGGCCAGCAGCGACACGCCGGCCGGCUACCCGUGCAAGCCGCAGGCCGCCGUCACCGCCGAUGACUUCUACUACCGCGGGUUGGGCACCACAGGCCCGGCCAUUAACCCGUUCAAGAUCAGCUUGUCCUCGGCCUUCGUCACCAACUUCCCCGGCGUGAACGGGCUCGGCAUCUCCGCCGCGCGCGUCGAUUUCGCCGUAGGAGGCGUGGUGCCGCUGCACUGGCACCCGGCCGCCACAGAGCUCAUCUUCGUCCUGGAGGGCACCCUGUCCUGCGGCUUCAUCAGCGCCACGUCCAACAGGGUCUACACCAAGACCUUGUACAAGGGCGACCUCAUGGUGCUCCCGCAGGGCCAGCAGCACUUCCAGUACAACCUCGGCAACACCACGGCGGCGGCGCUCUCGACCUACAGCAGCCACAACCCCGUCGUGCAGACCCUCGACUUUGCGCUCUUCGCCAACAACCUUCCGUCGGAGGUGGUGAACAAGGUCACCCUCCUCGACGAGUUGGAGGUCAGGAAGCUCAAGGCGCUCUUCGGCGGGACCGGAUGAGCCUGCAUCGCUCCCUGGCCCCACCUGGGGUUGAAUUGAACUUGAAUUGGUCGUGCUUGUUGUUCUCCCGCUUGAUUUACUUUAUUCGUUCACCUUUAAAAUAUACUGUAUUAUUUAUUUACAUGCAUGUAUGGGGGUCAAAUUUUCAAAUAAAUUUUCGGAAAUUUUGUGCU
Hordeum vulgare subsp. vulgare (domesticated barley) is the source of this 844-nucleotide messenger RNA. Its product is annotated as germin-like protein 8-14. Gene Ontology annotation, molecular function: manganese ion binding. Bases 27 to 671 code for a protein of 214 amino acids. The transcript has a single exon. The record is from RefSeq and is a predicted model, not a curated record. Gene Ontology annotation, cellular component: cell wall. NCBI's taxonomy places the organism in Eukaryota, Viridiplantae, Streptophyta, Magnoliopsida, Poales, Poaceae.